AUCAUGAUCUGAUAAAUAGCACUCUGUAAAACAAUAACUUGACUGUGAGAUUGAGACUCAAUAAUUAUGUCGCAAGCAUCUGCAACCCAACAAGAGCUUUUCUUCAAGUCGUACAAUGACAGCUCUCCGACGACAAUCGUCUUGCUCCAUGGCCUCUUCAGCUGCAACCUCGAAUGGGAGCACGUUAUUCCCCACCUUAGCGGUUACCAUCUCGUCGUUCCCGAUCUCCCAAAACACUCUCAAUCGAGACAUAUAGGGCCAUGGUCAAUUGAACUCGCCGCAGACUCUGUCGCGCAUCUCAUCCGAAAACAUGCCCACCGUGGACAAGCGCACGUUGCCGGCCUUUCGCUGGGCGGUUUCACCACCAUGGAAUUAAUCCGCCGACAUCCAGACCUCGUCAAAUCCACAUUCGUCACUGGCUCAACCCCGUUCCGACCGUGGCAAGUCUGGGCCGCAGAAAGACCUAGCCUCCUACACUACGGUCUCAAGCUCGUCCUCAACAGCGGUUUCUAUUCUCUCAGCGUCUGGAUGAAGGGUCUUAAGGAUCAUACUCAGCUCAAGAACGAAAUCGCGGCCAAUAACGACUGGAACUUGGUCAAUGACGCUUACGCUGGACUUGCUAAGUGGCAGCACGAAGACGUGAAAGCAGUUGCCGAGAAGGAUAAGCGGAUAUUGGCAGCCGCUGGAGACCAGGGCGAUGAUUUUGACGGUGCAAAAGAGAUGGCUCUGACUUUUCGCAAUCAAGGCCGCGAAGAUGGAAAGAAGAGUACUGCCUGUCUCAUCAAGGGAGCAAUUCAUGCAUGGAAUUUGCAGUUUCCGGAAUUGUUUUCUGAAGGUAUCAAAGCUUGGGUUGAAGAGAAGCCUCUUCCUGAAGGCUUUGUGAACUUGCUUGACGGUUCCAGUGAUGAAGGCGCUUGAGUUGCUCAGGAUCGGAUAACAGAUACUUAUUAUUCAUUAUGGAAAUCUCA
Molecule: messenger RNA, 968 nt
Organism: Fusarium redolens
Lineage: Eukaryota; Fungi; Ascomycota; Sordariomycetes; Hypocreales; Nectriaceae
Product: Alpha/Beta hydrolase protein
Exons: 1
Coding region: 67-918 (283 amino acids)
Source: RefSeq, a predicted model, not a curated record